UUGGCCUAAGCAAGUGUUGCCUGGUUGCGGUGUUGCUUUGUGAAUUGCUCAAAUAAGCAGCUAAUAUUUCUUUACAUUAAAUUUGAUUGUGAAACAGAUACAAUUAGUUUUUAACAUUACCAAAUAACCUUGAUUUGUUGACAUUACAUCCAAUACUUGAGUGUGCAGCGUUCGGGGACAUUAGAAAUUUCCUUUCAUUAUCACCCACGCUAAAUGCAACCUUUUCCAAUUGUGACGGCAACUGACUGCAUUUCAUUUUUUCCACGGUGUGUUUGUGUGCUCCAAUAAACGUCUAAGCUUCGCUGAAAAACUGCUCCGCGAAUGUAUAAGCAAAAUUAAUUUUUUAUUAAUACUAGUGAAGAAGUAAAAUGUAUGUAAAAUUCUUAAAAUUUUUAUGAAAUCACUUAAACGCCGCGUUCACUAUAGACAAAUUUAACGUCCUUUUAAACAUCUUUCCAUCCUGUUCAUCGGUGAAUGUGCGAUUCUUAAUUUUUUCGUUACCUUUUCAAUUCUUUAUUCGCCUAUUAAUUUUUUUACCAUAAUGGUAUGUUCAAAAGUGCAGAGCUGAAAAAAUUAUAGUGGAAAACGAAACUGAAGUAAAAGAAUAAGCGAGAAUUGACUACUAAUCAACCGACCGAAAAGCAAGUGGACGCAUUUCUAGCUCCACAAAAAGUUGAAUGAAAAAAAAAUACUAUUUUCUUAAAAGAGAAAAAGAAGUUCGGUUGAAAUGUGGAAAAAAUUGUGAAGUGCUAAAAGCGGCGUAUCAUAAAAAAGGGUAAAAGUGAGCAACGGAGAGUUGAACUGCAAUUGUCACCAGCUGCUGUUGUUACAAAUUUGCUUCCGCCAACUGCGCUCGCUCUGCCGCUUGUGCUUUGUGCUGGAGCGCUUGUGGGACACCUUGUUGGUGACAUUCCGGAUUCUGAAGCCGCCAGCGUUAAAGCCAUGCUGAAGUUUACCUCCUACACCCACAUAUAGCCCAACAAGUACGGAAUCAAGUGUUUUACCCAACCUCUGCAUUAAUUUUGAUAGCCGCCGCAGUUGAGCGCUUACCGGUCACCGACGCUCCUCAGUUUGCUAUCGCACGCCCGACCGUUUGCAACUGUUCGGUAUACCAAUAUCCAUUUGAAGCGCUACAAAUUGAACUACAACAACAUCAUCACCUCCUCGACAACCACACUCUACAGCAACGGAAAAUGUCCAGCGAAGAGGACAAACCGCCAGCUCCGCCUGUACGUUUGACGAGCAACCGAGGUGGUGAUCGAGUCGGUGGUGGUUCCCUAAACACGGGUAGUGGUGUAGGCGGCGGUGGUGGUGGCGGCGAUGGGCCACCCGUCGAUAUGCGUCCAUUGCCUAAAGAACCCGAUGAUCCUGAUCGCAAAAAAAAGACAUUGAAGAAUAAGAUAAAAGGCUCAAAGCCCUCGCAUACAGACUCUAAGCCAAAUAUAUCAUAUCCCACGAAUUUCGAGCAUACUGUGCAUGUGGGUUUCGAUGCGGUCACCGGGGAAUUUACGGGCAUGCCGGAGGCGUGGGCACGCCUGCUGAUGAACUCGAACAUCAGCAAGCAAGAACAAAAGAAUAAUCCACAAGCUGUGCUGGAUGUGCUCAAGUGGUUUGACAAUACAACAAAGCAGCGGCCAAGUUCCAAGUACAUGACAAAUGCCAUCACGACGCAUUCAGGCUCCUCGUUAAGUCGUGUUAGCAGCAGCAGUCCCAGCAGCACACCAACUGACUCUGAGUUGCACGCCUCGAACAGUGGCGGUAAUUUGAUUGGCGUUAACCUGAGUAAUCUAAGCCUUGGCGGUCCAAAUGCCAAUUCUAAUGCGAAUACGGUGGGAUUGAUAGGUCAAUUGGGGGGCAGCGUUGGUGGUGGUAUUGGUGUACCGACUGUGCAUGGGAAUCACCAUCAGACGCAUGGCGGCGUUUUGAGUCAGUCGCAUUCGUAUAACUUUGGUGGCAAUACUGCCUCCUCAUCUUCGCAACAUUCGUCCGCCAAUGAAGAUGACAUACUUGGUGCACCACAACCGGCGCCACCGCCGAUUGCGUCGCGACCUGAACGUACGAAAUCAAUCUAUACGCGUCCGAUUGAGGGAGUGAGUGGAGUGUCGGAGGGUAUCGACCAUUUUCGAGCGGCCACACCAACUACACCGUUGCAUCAACAAAUACAGCAGCAUCAGCAUCAACACCAACAUCAGAAUAAUGUGGCGCAACCGCAACAGCAACAAUACCGCACGCCGAAUAACGCAAUUACGGCCACCGCAGCCGCCGCCGCCGCAACAGCAGUAACAACUGUGACAACAACAUUGGAUAAGAACAAAAAUAACGAAACUGCACCGAUCAAUGCAGCAGUGGCGCAACAGCAACAAGGCACCACAACGGCAACGGCACAAUUGGUGACUCCAUCCACGGUGGCACCGAACACAGCGGCGGCCACACAGCCACGUUCCGGCACCGCCAAGAAAAAGAAAAUGUCUGAUGAGGAAAUAUUGGAGAAGCUGCGAACCAUCGUUUCGGUAGGCGACCCGAAUCGCAAAUACACAAAAAUGGAAAAGAUUGGACAGGGGGCUUCGGGCACUGUGUAUACAGCGAUUGAAUCCUCAACCGGCAUGGAGGUAGCCAUCAAGCAGAUGAACUUAUCGCAACAGCCGAAGAAGGAACUGAUCAUCAACGAAAUUCUUGUGAUGCGAGAGAAUAAACAUCCGAAUGUGGUGAACUAUUUGGACAGCUAUUUGGUGUCCGAGGAGUUGUGGGUGGUGAUGGAAUAUCUGCCUGGUGGUUCAUUGACCGAUGUCGUCACGGAAACGUGCAUGGAUGAAGGUCAAAUAGCAGCAGUAUGUCGUGAAGUGCUGCAGGCAUUGGAGUUUCUUCACUCCAACCAGGUGAUACACCGUGACAUCAAAAGUGAUAACAUACUGCUCGGCCUCGACGGUUCGGUGAAGCUAACUGAUUUUGGUUUCUGCGCGCAAAUCUCGCCGGAACAGUCGAAACGCACAACCAUGGUGGGUACACCGUACUGGAUGGCGCCAGAAGUGGUAACACGCAAACAAUACGGCCCAAAGGUUGACUUGUGGUCACUCGGUAUUAUGGCAAUUGAGAUGGUUGAGGGUGAGCCGCCCUAUUUGAACGAGAACCCAUUGAAAGCCCUGUACCUCAUUGCCACAAAUGGCAAGCCGGAAAUUAAGGAGAAAGAGAAAUUAUCGACAGUAUUUCAAGAUUUUCUAGAUCAGUGUUUGGAGGUUGAUGUCGAGAGACGUGCGAGUGCGCACGAUUUGUUGAAGCAUCCUUUCCUGAAAUUAGCACGUCCAUUGGCUAGCCUAACGCCUCUAAUUAUGGCUGCCAAAGAAGCCGCUAAAGGAAACUGAUUAAAGAAGAAUUAAUUUAAUUUACGCGAAAGUGAUGAAAUUAGAACUUAAACACUUGAAUAAAAAAUAAUAAUAUACAUAUAAAUAUAAAAACAACCACUACUACUAGGAAUGAAAAAAAAUUGUAAUACACAAAACACAAACACACAAGGCAACACGAGUAGACCAACACAUACACACUUGCAAAGCUGCAGUUUAUACAUACAUAUUAUAUUUAUAUACAUAUAUAUAUUAAUUAUGUAUUUAAACGUUUUAUAAGGCGUGAAAAGAGAGCAGGAAGCCCAUUAAAUUAUACUAUACCUAUAUCUAAACAUAAAGUGAUCGAGUGGUACACAGAAAAAUGAAAAACAAAAGCAAGGUGAAAAUGCGAAAGCGAAAUUGGAAAAAAGGGUUACAAGAAAGAGGAGGAUUAAAAAUUAUAAAUAUGCGGAAUCGUAAUUAUUAUUGUCAUUUAAUAUUGCUUAAUGUUUUAAAACACAGUUAGAGAGCUUAAAUAAACUUUUCAAAAAUUAACGCUUCUCUGGCAAAGUGCCAGUGUUGAACAUUUUCAGGAAUCCAUCUUUGUUUUUAAUUUCAUAUACAAAACUUGAUCAUUUUGUUGAGAGUGAAAAAUAAUUGAAUUGAUACAAUUGCCGACUCUCACACAUUUCUUACACUUCGCAAGGCACCAUAUGUAUUUUCAAUCGAAAUAUAACUCAAUUCGCGUAAAUUUAUUGGAAGAAAUUAAUUUUUCAUACGUUUAAGAUUUCAUCUCCAAACAAUUUAGAGAGGCGUUGUAAAUGCCAUUUUAAGUAAGUUUUUAUUUUAUUUUAAUUACUCUUUAUUUGAUUAAUUAUUGUUGUUAGUACUUUAACAUGAGAACAAAUAAAUACAUACAAGAAACAUACAUUUAACAGAGAAACUGAGACAAUUUUUGUAAGACUACGUCAUUCUAACUGCAUACAACUUAAUUAUAAUUAGCAUUUUAUACAUAAUUAUAAAUUAUAAUUAACGAAAGUUAAGUAAAGAAGAAAACAAGAACAAGUGACAUCUAAAACCGCUCUACUGACAUUUUUAUUUAUAUAAUAUA
Anastrepha obliqua is the source of this 4428-nucleotide messenger RNA. RefSeq names its product serine/threonine-protein kinase Pak (gene Pak). Gene Ontology annotation, molecular function: protein serine/threonine kinase activity; ATP binding. The coding region runs from base 1194 to 3359 and encodes 721 amino acids. Lineage: Eukaryota; Metazoa; Arthropoda; Insecta; Diptera; Tephritidae. The record is from RefSeq and is a predicted model, not a curated record. The transcript has 8 exons. Gene Ontology annotation, biological process: regulation of axonogenesis; regulation of MAPK cascade; intracellular signal transduction. Gene Ontology annotation, cellular component: cytoplasm.